Molecule: messenger RNA, 2935 nt
Organism: Actinia tenebrosa (Australian red waratah sea anemone)
Lineage: Eukaryota; Metazoa; Cnidaria; Anthozoa; Actiniaria; Actiniidae
Product: transmembrane and coiled-coil domain-containing protein 4-like
Source: RefSeq, a predicted model, not a curated record
AUGUUUCCUCGUUUAGCCAGGGCCUUACAUCCUACAAUUCAUUUCGGUGUUAGAUUCCAGGCGUGCUUACCAUUUAAACCAAACCAUCUGGUUGGAAAUUCAUUCGUUAAUGAAAAAUAUGAUGCACGUCUUCGAGUCCUGAUAUACAGUAUAGCUGUAAAACUAAACAUCUCGCCAGACAAUGUAGCUGACCUCGAAGAUGAGCUUGUAGACCAACUACAUGUUAACCGGAAAAGUAAAGAAGACAGCGAAGAAAAUGAAAAAAGAAAAGAAGAUGAGUCCUCACGAAAAUUUCGGCGCGGUAUGUGGAUCGCUCUUGGCGCUAUUGGAGGCGGUGCACUKAUUGGACUAACCGGUGGACUCGCGGCUCCUCUGAUCGCAGCAGGGGUGGGUUCUGUCGUUGGGGGAAGUGCAGCGGUUGCCAUAGCAUCCAUCAAGGGUGUGGCCAUUCUGACGUCAUUGUUCGGUGCAGCAGGAGCUGGAUUAACAGGCCAGAAGCUAAGCCGAAGACUAGGAGACAUCGAGCAGUUUGAAUUUGAGAGGCUGAGCAAAGGRAAUCAUCUUCACGUAGUUAUUGCAAUAUCAGGUUGGGUGAGACAAGAURAGGAUUCCUUUGAGGGUGCGCCAAUUGGAUUCAUAGAACCAUGGAAGAACAUGAAGUUGGGAAGAGAGCAGUACAGCUUGAAGUGGGAAUCAAAGUAUCUUCUCGAGUUGGGUACCGCCAUUUCAAGCUUCAUCACAGCAACUGCUAUAUCAAUGGCUGCAGAGGAAGCUAUAAAACAUACAAUCAUUCAAGGUAUUUUAAGUGCGAUAUCUUGGCCAUUAACCAUUCUCAAGUUUGGCUACAUUAUCGACAACCCCUGGAGUGUUUGUACGUCGAGAUCAGCCGAAGUAGGCAAACAUCUCGCUCAUGUACUAAUGGACAGACAAUAUGGUCAUCGGCCAGUUACACUUGUGGGAUUCAGCUUUGGAGCCCGGGUUAUUUUUCAAUGCUUGAAGACAAUGAGUUCCAUGAAAGGAAGCGAAGGAAUAAUCCAAGACGCAAUCAUGAUCGGUGGACCUGUGUCUGGUGAGCCAGAUGACUGGAAAUGCCUGGAAAAAGUCGUCAGUGGAAGAGUAGUGAAUGGCUACUGCAAGAAGGAUUGGCUGUUAAGGUUUGUUUACCGUACAGCAUCUGUACAAGUUAAAGUAGCUGGUCUGAGGCCUGUGAUGUGGAAAAACAGAAGAAUGUUUAACGUUAAUGUAACCAACUUGAUUAACAGACACGGUGACUAUUCUAACCCCGAAAUAAUGGAAGAAAUACUCGACGCUGUUUCGAUGGGAGGAGUCUGUCCUCUUGAUGUUGGACCCAACGACACCGAAGAACUUUCUUCCUUAUUAGACGAAAGCAAUGCAGAUUCUGGGAUUGCAUCGUCACUUGAGAAUGUCGCUGAACCACAUGGGGAACCAGCUGAACCCAGUGCUUGCUCGGAAGAAGUUCGUUUGGCUAUGGAAGAGCUGCAUAAGAGGGUUGAGCGGGCUUUGUCGGUGGAACGUGAGUCAGAAAGCAAAGAAAAGGAAUCGAAAACCCAGUCAGCAAACGAUUCUGAAAAUUUGCCAGAGAAUCUAACGCUUUCUGAAAGACUGGAGCAGAAGGACAUGACCUUACCAUCAAAUGACAAAGACCUGCAUGAUGAUUCGAAAAAAGAGGUCAAAAAACAUUCGGAAGAAACGCCAUGCGAGGCUUCUCGAACACAAGAGAAGUCAACGCUUUCUGAAACGUUAGAGCAGAAGGACGUGACCCUACCAUCAAAUGACAUAGACUUGCCUGAUGAUUCGGAAAAAGAGGUGGAAAAAGAUUCGGAAGAAACUCCAUGCGAGGCUUCUCGAUCACAAAAGGAGUCAACGCUUUCUGGAAGGCUAGAGCGGGAGGAUACGACCUUGCCAUCGAAGUACGAAGCCUCGGCUGAUUCAAAUAAAGUGGUCGAAAGAAAUCCCACAGGAAGUGCAAUCAGCAACCGUACUCUACGAGAUGAUGAAAUUAUUUCUGACUCAGAGAAACUACAGCAGCAUCCCAUUGCAUCGACAUUACAAAACUUGUCAACAAGUAUGGUGGCAGAUUCAAAUCAGGUGGAUGAAAAARAUUCCUAGACAAUGUCGUUUGGAGGUUCUCAGUCUACUAAACAAUAAACCUCUUUUUGAUACAGUGGAGUCGUAGUCCACUGCUUAAGCCCAAAAGUACAAAAAUAUGCAUGAGUUAGUACGGAGAACACAAAAUACGUACGGCGAUUAAUAUUAAGCAGUUGCAUACAUUUUUUUAUAUAUUAAAGUGUCUUGAUAAUUUAACGCUUAUGAUAAUGGGGAUGAUGCAUGRUGAUGAUAAUGAUAAUAAUAAUGAGGAGGAUGAUGGUGAUGAUGAUGAUACUGUGGUAAUAUGAAGUCGUUGAUUUUAGUAAUUGUGAUGAUGAUGAUGGUAAUAACAAUAAUGAUAAUAAUUUUGAGGAGAAAGAGGACAAGGAUGGUGAAGAUGAUAAUGCUGAUGCCGUGCUAAUAUGAAGUUCUUGAUUUUAGUAAGGGCGAAGUCAAUGAUAAUAAUAAUAAUAAUGAUAAUAAUAAUAAUAAUAAUGGUGACGAAGAUAAAUAUAAUGUUAAUGAUAAUACUAAUAAUGGUAGUGAUGAUGGUGGCGAUGAUAAUGAUAACGGGGAGAUGUGAUGGGAUGCCAAAACCUAGCACUAAAGAACCUUCAACAAAAACUGUUUAUCCUCUCUUUACUAUCAUCUUCUUUAAUUUUAAAAAUCAUCAGAUCAUUAACAGUAAAUYGUAAAUAACGACUAAAUAAUUUUAAAAACAAGAAUAACACAAUAAAAACCACAAACGUUUCCAACGAGACAUCACAUUGUGUCGUACAGUUGUAUCAUUUUCGACGGAAAAUAAUCUAAAACGCGUAUUUUCAGG